Messenger RNA from Scheffersomyces coipomensis, 864 nucleotides. RefSeq lists its product as uncharacterized. NCBI's taxonomy places the organism in Eukaryota, Fungi, Ascomycota, Pichiomycetes, Serinales, Debaryomycetaceae. The record is from RefSeq and is a predicted model, not a curated record. The transcript has a single exon. Bases 1 to 864 code for a protein of 287 amino acids. Gene Ontology annotation, molecular function: adenyl-nucleotide exchange factor activity. Gene Ontology annotation, cellular component: endoplasmic reticulum.
AUGAAUAAGUUAUUAAACUGGUCUCUAGCCCAAGAAUCGGGUGAUCAAGAAGCUAUCAGCAAAGUCGGACAACCAGAUGCAAAGAUGUUACAACAAUUAUUUGGUGGAGUCGAUGAUCCAUCUUUAAUGAAACAAGCUAUAAUCAUUAUUGAAAAUGAAGAAGCAACUUUAGAAAAUAAAGAAAUUGCCUUUGAUAAUUUCGAGAUGCUUAUCGAAAACUUGGAUAAUGCCAAUAAUAUCGAAAAUUUAAAACUAUGGCCUGCAAUUAUAAAUCAACUUUCAUCAGAUGCUCCUCCAUCUUUAAGAGUAUAUGCUGCAUCUGUCAUUGCUGUUGCCGUUCAAAAUAAUCCAAAUUGUCAAGAAGCUUUCAAUAAAACUGAUGGUUUAGAAAAGUUAAUCAAAAUCGCCUUAGAUAAGGAAUCUUCUAAAGAAUUAUUAUUAAAAUCAUUAUUAGCUAUAUCUUGUGCCAUAAGGAGUUUUGAAAAAGGUUACCUUCAAUUUAAUAAUUUAAAUGGAUGGGAAAUCAUUCAAAAUAUAAAUAAUGAACCAUUACAAAAUCAUAAAGUUAAAUUAAGAUUAUUAUCAGUGAUAUCAUCAGUAUUAUCAAAUGGUUUAACUAAAGAAACUCAAUCUCAAUUACGUGAACAUGACUUGAUAAAAUUCUUAGUAUCAAUCUUAGAUAAAGAUGGUCAUGCAGGUUGUAUAGAUAAAGCUUUGAAUAUCGUAUCCCAAUUAGCCGGUGAAGGAUUUGAAUUCACUUCUACUGAAAUUGCUGAUUUAUCUCAAGGUUUAGAAAAUGUUCAUCAUUUAAAGGAUACUUUAUCUGUUGAUGAUUACGAUGCUGCUAAGAAAGUUUUAAAUUAA